AUGCAGGCUGAAUUUUUUUAUGAAUUCCUCUCUUUGCACUCUCUGGAUAAAGGCAUAAUGGCUGACCCAACGGUAAACAUCCCUCUACUUGGAAUGAUACCUCACCAAGUCUCAGUUGUUGAAGUUGGAUUUCCUUGUCUUGGAAAACAAGAUGGAGUGGCAGCAUUUGAAGUUACAGUAAUUGUAAUGAAUUCAGAAGGCACUAUCAUACUGCAAACACCACAGAAUGCCAUCUUCUUUAAAACAUGUCAGCAAGCUGAAUGUCCUGGAGGAUGCAGAAAUGGGGGAUUUUGUAAUGAAAGGCAUGUCUGUGACUGUCCAGAUGGAUUUUAUGGUCUUCACUGUGAAAAAGCUCUGUGUACACCACAUUGCAUGAAUGGCGGACUCUGCAUCAUGCCGGGAUUAUGUGUCUGCCCACCUGGUUUCUAUGGCAUCAACUGUAACAAAGCAAACUGUACAAACAUCUGUUUCAAUGGAGGAAUAUGCUUUUAUCCAGAAAAAUGUAUUUGUCCUGCAGGAUUGGAAGGGAAUCAGUGUGAAAUUAGCAAAUGCCAUCAGCCAUGUCGAAAUGGAGGUAAAUGUACUGGUAAAAAUAAAUGUAAGUGCUCCAAAGGUUACCAGGGAGACCUUUGUUCAAAACCUGUCUGUGAACCUAGCUGUGGAUUAUAUGGAAUCUGUAUUGAGCCAAAUGUAUGUCAAUGUCAAGAUGGAUGGCAUGGAAGGAACUGCAAUAAAAGGUAUGGGACCAAUCUUCUUAAUGCCAUGAGGCCAACAGGCAUCAAGCACAGACAGCAGACGCCUUCACCUAAACAGGCUGAAAAGAGCCAAGGAGGCCCUGAAUCCAAUUACGUCUGGUGAACUGCAACGUCUGAAAUGCUUUACAUUACACAACGUUCUGGCCUUCAUUAACGUCUCAUGUGUUCAAUAUGAAAAAUGCUGUUUGUUAUGUUUUAAGAUUAUUGGUCUGAAUUUUAUUAGCUUCAUUAUAAAUCCCAGAGCUAAUACUUAUUAUUCUUUGAAACUUUUGUUUCUCUAACACAUUUAUAUAGGCUUGUUUUCAGUGUUUUGUUUUCUUUUUUGUAUUAUAUUUCAGUACUUUAUUGAAAUAAUGGGUCUGUGUGUGUGCGCGCAUGCACAUGCUCAGAAACUCCCCAGAAUUCAUAAGGGUGAGUUUUAAAAUGGCAGUCUGGAAUGUAGUUUUUCUUUAAUCAACCUAGCUUAAGCAAGUAGAAGAAAUAGAAAUGUAAGUUUGAUUUCUAUUUCAGAUUGAAGGGCUUCUUGUACUUUGUUUAAUAUUUUUUAACUUAAAAUCAAUUUCUGUUUCUACAGUGUGCUCUGUAUGAAAUGCAACAGGGCUGUGGUAUUGAAACUAUAUAAUAUAUAUCAUAAACAAAACAGGUCUUAAGUAAUAAACAUGUUUGUACUUAUGGUUAUAUA
Molecule: messenger RNA, 1437 nt
Organism: Protobothrops mucrosquamatus (brown spotted pit viper)
Lineage: Eukaryota; Metazoa; Chordata; Lepidosauria; Squamata; Viperidae
Gene: WIF1
Product: WNT inhibitory factor 1
Exons: 8
Coding region: 1-858 (285 amino acids)
Biological process (GO): anatomical structure development
Cellular component (GO): extracellular region; cell surface
Molecular function (GO): signaling receptor binding
Source: RefSeq, a predicted model, not a curated record